Molecule: messenger RNA, 6264 nt
Organism: Elephantulus edwardii (Cape elephant shrew)
Lineage: Eukaryota; Metazoa; Chordata; Mammalia; Macroscelidea; Macroscelididae
Gene: ARHGAP32
Product: Rho GTPase activating protein 32
Exons: 22
Coding region: 1-6264 (2087 amino acids)
Biological process (GO): small GTPase-mediated signal transduction
Cellular component (GO): actin cytoskeleton; fibrillar center; Golgi apparatus
Molecular function (GO): protein binding; phosphatidylinositol binding; GTPase activator activity
Source: RefSeq, a predicted model, not a curated record
AUGGAGACUGCAAGUGAGAGUAGCUCGUCGUCAGGGGUUGACAGUGUCUUUUUGUUCGAUUCUAAAGCGGUAGCACAAAUGACUGGCAGUGAAGAGGGAGAAGGAGACCAGCACUUCAGGAAGAUGAAGUCCUCAGUACACUCGGAAGAAGAUGAUUUUGUUCCAGAACUUCAUAGAGACGUUCAUCCUCGAGAGCGGCCUGACUGGGAAGAAACACUCAGUGCAAUGGCAAGGGGAGCAGAUGUUCCAGAUAUUUCUGGAGACCUUACUCUGAAGACAUGUGGCAGCACAGCCAGCAUGAAGAUGAAGCAUGUGAAAAAGUUACCCUUCACCAAAGGUCACUUUCCGAAGAUGGCUGAAUGUGCACAUUUCCACUAUGAAAAUGUUGAGUUUGGCAGCAUACAGCUUUCACUUUCAGAAGAACAGAACGAAGUAACAAAAAAUGGCUGUGAAUCAAAAGAGUUGGUCUACCUCGUGCAGAUUGCUUGUCAGGGCAAAAGUUGGAUUGUUAAACGAAGUUACGAAGAUUUUCGGGUACUUGAUAAACAUCUUCAUUUAUGCAUUUAUGACCGAAGGUUCUCCCAGCUCUCAGAGCUUCCUCGUUCUGAUGCUUUGAAGGAUAGUCCAGGGUCAAUCACUCAGAUGCUUGUGGCUUAUCUGGCACGCCUUUCAGCUAUUGCUGGCAACAAGAUCAAUUGUGGACCUGCUCUUACUUGGAUGGAGAUUGACAAUAAGGGGAAUCACCUCCUAGUUCAUGAGGAAUCAUCCAUCAACACGCCUGCUGUUGGUGCUGCCCACGUUAUCAAGAGGUAUACUGCUCGGGCCCCUGAUGAGCUGACCUUAGAGGUGGGGGACAUUGUUUCCGUUAUUGAUAUGCCCCCCAAAGUAUUAAGCACAUGGUGGAGAGGCAAGCAUGGAUUCCAGGUGGGACUCUUCCCUGGACACUGUGUGGAGUUAAUUAACCAGAAAGUUCCCCAGUCAGUGACCAAUUCUGUGCCAAAACCAGUGUCUAAGAAGCACGGCAAGCUCAUUACUUUCUUACGCACAUUCAUGAAGUCUCGUCCAACGAAACAGAAAUUGAAGCAGCGAGGAAUCUUGAAAGAGAGGGUGUUUGGUUGUGACCUGGGAGAACACCUCCUGAACUCUGGUUUUGAAGUACCCCAGGUUCUUCAGAGCUGCACAGCAUUCAUCGAGAGGUAUGGCAUUGUCGACGGAAUCUAUCGUCUCUCUGGCGUCGCCUCCAACAUUCAGAGACUACGCCACGAGUUUGACUCUGAACAUGUUCCCGACCUGACAAAAGAACCGUAUGUCCAAGACAUUCAUUCUGUUGGCUCCCUUUGUAAGCUGUACUUCCGAGAGCUCCCAAACCCACUGCUCACAUACCAACUCUAUGAGAAAUUUUCUGAUGCUGUUUCAGCAGCAACAGAUGAAGAAAGGCUGAUAAAAAUUCAUGAUGUCAUUCAGCAGCUCCCCCCUCCACACUACAGGACACUGGAGUUCCUGAUGAGACACUUAUCCCUUCUAGCUGACUAUUGUUCCAUCACAAAUAUGCACGCAAAAAAUCUAGCAAUUGUUUGGGCUCCAAACCUGCUAAGAUCAAAGCAGAUCGAAUCUGCCUGCUUCAGUGGGACGGCAGCAUUUAUGGAGGUGAGGAUUCAGUCUGUGGUUGUGGAAUUCAUCCUGAACCAUGUGGAUGUCCUCUUCAGUGGGAAGAUCAGUGCGGCCAUCCAGGAGGGGCCAGCUUCCCUAUCAAGACCCAAGUCCUUACUGGUUUCUUCGCCCCCCACCAAGCUGCUGACGCUGGAGGAAGCCCAAGCCAGAACGCAGGCUCAAGUCGGCUCUCCAAUUGUGACUGAAAACAAGUAUAUUGAAGUAGGAGAAGGACCUGCUGCACUUCAGGGAAAGUUUCAUACUAUAAUUGAAUUUCCACUUGAAAGGAAGAGGCCUCAAAAUAAAAUGAAGAAAUCUCCAGUGGGCAGCUGGCGUUCCUUUUUCAAUCUGGGUAAAUCAUCAUCUGUUUCGAAACGGAAGCUCCAGAGAAAUGAGAGUGAGCCGUCUGAGAUGAAAGCCAUAGCGCUGAAAGGUGGCAGAGCAGAAGGAACCCUCCGUUCAGCUAAAAGUGAGGAGUCUCUUACUUCUCUUCAUACAGGUGAUGGUGAUUCCAAGCUAUUCCGACCCCAAAGACCCCGGUCAAGCAGUGAUGCACUCUCUGCCUCCUUUAAUGGGGAACCGCUGGGGAACCGCUGCAAUUCCUAUGAUAACCUACCCCGGGACAACCAAAGUGACGAUGAGGUCGGGCUGCUCCACAUCCCAGCGCUCGUGUCUCCUCAUUCAGCCGAGGAUGUGGAUUUGAGCCCACCUGACAUUGGAGUGGCCAGCUUGGACUUUGACCCAAUGUCAUUUCAGUGUAGCCCCCCAAAGGCUGAAUCAGAAUGUCUGGAAAGUGGUACUUCAUAUUUAGAUUCAUUAGGAUACUCCAAGGAUAAACCAAGUCCCAAUAAAAGAGAAGCAGAGGGAGGUGGAAGCCAGUCUCAGACUCCAGGAAGCACUGCAAGUUCUGAACCUAUCUCUCCUCUUCAGGAAAAACUGAGUCCAUUCUUUACCCUGGACCUGAGUCCAACUGAAGAUCACUCCUCCAAACCAUCGUUCACUGAAAAGGUCGUGUAUGCUUUCUCUCCAAAGAUUGGACGGAAAUUAAGCAAAUCGCCUUCUAUGAACAUAUCUGAACCAAUCUCAGUCACCCUUCCUGCUCGGGUAUCUGAAGUCGUUGUUGCAAUUUCUGACCUGGCCACUCAGAAUACAUCUACUCCAACCUGGAACAAAAGCGUAGAAGAAAGUGAUGCCACAAAACUAUUUCUUACCCAGGUACUAAAGACGAAUACAAGUGAGCAAGAAGCCCAAGAAGAAUGUGAAAUUGAAGCCCAGGCCCUGGACCAGGUGGCUGUGGAAGAGGUGGUCUUGCCAGGGAGAGAAGUGCAGGCCAUCCCAAGCAGUCAGUGUAAGGCCGUACCUGCUGGACAGGCACAGACAGGAGCAGUUACCCAUGACCCCCCUCAGGAUUACGUUCCCGUCAGUUCAGUUUCUCUUAUCCCACCACCACCGCCUCCGAAAAGCGUUGCCCGCAUGCUGGCAUUAGCUUUAGCUGAGUCCGCACAGCAAGCCUCAACACAGUCCUUCAAGAGACCAGGGAAUUCUCAGUCUGGGUUUGCAGAUUAUGGAGACACAGCAGUGGCUGCAACUGAAGAUAAACCACCCAAUUCCUCCCCUAGUGUACCUCUAGAUAGGGCCUGUUACCAAGCUGACAUGGCCGUGGAGCAGCUGCCCCCCCAAAACAGUGUGUCUGGGAUCUGUGGACAGCCUGCAGGAGACCCAGCAGCUGCUGAAUGCCAACCCCACAGUGAGGCACCUGAGUGUGGGGAGCACCUUUACCAAGCAGACUCCCCAGGAAAUCAGCCACAUCAGACUUAUUUAACUGGGGACCGAGAGCAAGCCCAUGCCACUGUCAUUCCCUUGCCAGACCCUGAGAAGUCUAAUGAUCCUGGGUGUUUCCCUGAAGACCAGUCUGGGAAGCCCACUGUGCCAGCCAUCUCCUUUGUGGACCAGGAAGACCCUUCUCACCCUUCUCACCCCCAUCUCUACAGUGGAGACCAGCCAGCUGCACAUCUGGGCACAAGAGUGGAGAGGUCCCACCACGCCCCGGAACUUGCCGACAAUUCUUCCAUUUCGCCUAGGGACAAAGUUUACCCUCAUUCUGGGUCCCCCGAGGGAAAUCCCAUCACAGCCACCAUGCCCUACAUGUCAACCAUUACAACUGCAGCUGAUGCCGUUACUGGGGAAGCUGCCUGGAAUGUGGCCGAGCUGCCCACUGCAGCCAGCCAUGCUGUGGGCACCCUCCAGCACUCCCACAGGACUGGCCGGCCCCUACCCUCACUGCCUUCCCAGAAGUCUGCAGAGCAGCUGCUUUCCGGGGGACAGGUCCAAGCAGCAGCCAGUGUAGAACUGAGUAACCCCUACAAGGUUCCGGGCAUAGUUCCAGUUCCAGAGAGGCCACCUGAGCCGCGAACCAUUGAUGAGCCUGUGCCUGUGUUUGCCAAUGAUGGUGGUACUUCUGCUCAGUGCCCCAUCUCUGUGGCUGCUGUCAACACAGGACUCCCUGAGAAAGCCUGGGAAGGCUCCAGAGGCCCCCCACUGCACCUCCUGACCGAGUGUGUCCCGGUGCAUGCCUCUUGUGGUUUCACUGCACCUGCCCCUCCAGUUAGGACCAUGGAGAGCAGGAUUGCAGCAGCCGCCCACGGCACCAGUGCAGAGGCCUCCUGCGGUCCCACUUACCACUCCUUUGUCGCUGCUUCUUCAGCCUCUGUGGAUGAUGGUUUGCCUCUGCAGUUUCCUGCCUCACAUCCUAAGCAUGUUUCUCAGAAAGCAUCUUUUUCUUCAUUUGUCAGGCCUAAUAUCACCACUGAACCCUAUGGUCCAGAAAACUGUUUGCAUUUCAGUAUGACUCCAAAUUGCCAGUACCGUCCCCAGAGUGUGCCCCCACACCAUAAUAAACUGGAACAGCACCAAGCAUAUGGGUCAAGGUCCGAGCCACCAGCCUCCGUGGGACCUCGCUACAACACAUACAUGGCCCCAGGAAGAAGUGUGGCCGGGCACUACACCAAGCCUUGUGGCCGGGCUGACUAUAUCUCCUCUCUAGGCUCCUCUGUUAGGAAUGCUUGUUACCCCGAAGGUAUCCCACCCUACCCCACUAUACGAAGGGUACAAUCUCUCCAUGUACCCCCAUCAUCCAUGGUCCGAUCGGUUCCCAUUUCACGGACAGAAGUGCCCCCUGAUGAUGAACCAGCCUACUGCCCACGACCCCUGUACCAAUAUAAGCCAUACCAGUCCUCCCAGGCCCGCUCAGAUUACCACGUCACUCAGCUUCAGCCUUACUUUGAGAAUGGUCGGGUCCACUACCGGUACAGCCCAUAUUCCAGCUCCAGUACCUAUUACAGUCCAGAUGGAGCCCUUUGUGAUGUGGAUGCCUAUGGCACCAUCCAGCUAAGGCCUCUUCACCACCAACCCACCCGCGACUUGGCCUUCCAUAAUUCCAGACAAGGAAAGAAUCCAUACGCUUAUCCUGGCUUGCCCCCUCGUCCCCGUGCCAAUGUGAUUGGCUUUUUCUCUGGUAAUGACCAUAAUGGGGUGAACAUGCCUCCAACCACGGACAUAAAGCACACUUACCCUUCUUGGGAUCUUGAGGACUUGGAAAAAUACCGCAUGCAGUCCAUCCGGAGAGAGAGCCGUGCUCGGCAGAAGGUGAAAGGGCCGAUCAUGUCCCAGUAUGACAACAUGACCCCAGCUGUGCAGGACGACUUGGGUGGAGUUUAUGUCAUCCACCUCCGCAGUAAAUCGGAUCCUGGGAAAACUGGACUUCUCUCAGUGGCAGAAGGAAAAGAUGGACAGCUCCCAGCGAAGGCUGUGAGUCCUGAGGGCGAUGACCGCUUCUAUAGGAAACAUCCAGAACCAGAAUUGGGAAGAGCUCACCAUCAUGGAGGAUAUGGCAAUGGGCAGCCAGAAAAACCCUCCCUCCCUCAGAAGCAGAGCAGCCUCAGGAACAGAAAGAUUCAUGACAAGGGCUGUGUCCUCCCCGAGCAUAGGGCCCUUCAGGAAGCAAGCCAUCGGCAACUGUGUGAGUCCAAAAAUGGGCCUCCUUACCCCCAGGGCACUGCCCAGUUAGAUUAUGGGCCCAAAGGGCUUCCAGACACUUCUGAGCCAGUCAACUUCCAUAACUCUGGAGGGAAGUAUAUCACAACAGGGCAGGACACACUUAGACUGGCCCACAAGGAAGUGAGGCUUCCCAGAGAGCUGGAGCGUUCCAGAGUGAGGCCCACUCCAGCCCCAGAGAAUCACUCUAGAGCUUGUUUCAAGGAAGAAGAGCACCUCUCACAGUCCGUGGUCCCCCCACCCAAGCCAGAGCGGAGUCACAGCCUGAAGCUUCAUCCCACCCCAGCCGUGGAGCGGGAGCCUGGGGCACUGUACCAGUACCAGAUGCCCAGCAAACGCCAGAGCAGUAUGACUGUCAUGUCCCAGUAUGACAACCUGGAGGACUAUCACUCACUACCACAGCACCCGCGAGCCAUGUUUGGAGGAGGCCUAGGGACAUACGCACCUCCUGGUUUCCCCCACUCACAGAACAGGACAUAUGCUACAGCUUUGGGCCAAGGGGCGUACCUCCCCACAGAGCUGUCCCUGCAGCACCCCGAGCCCCAGAUCCAUGCCGAGUGA